Messenger RNA from Aspergillus tanneri, 2190 nucleotides. It is a transcript of the gene dus3, whose product is annotated as tRNA dihydrouridine synthase DUS3. Bases 1 to 2190 code for a protein of 729 amino acids. The transcript is spliced from 3 exons. Gene Ontology annotation, biological process: tRNA processing. Lineage: Eukaryota; Fungi; Ascomycota; Eurotiomycetes; Eurotiales; Aspergillaceae. The record is from RefSeq and is a predicted model, not a curated record. Gene Ontology annotation, molecular function: metal ion binding; tRNA dihydrouridine synthase activity; flavin adenine dinucleotide binding.
AUGGUCUCCGACAUCACCCAAGCGGAUCCGCUGGAUGAAGAACCUACUGCGCCUACACGUGAGCCUCUGAAUGUCGCUGCAGAAGGUGCGGAAGAGCCUCCGCCAAAGAAAGCCAAAUUAGACGAAAGUACUCCUCCCAAGGACGAGAACGUCAGCAGGGCCCCUCAGCGCAUGCGGGGCUUCGCCGCAGUCAAACCAGAGUUCGUUGUCCAACAAUUGCCGAAUACCAAUUCCAAUUCCGCUCAGAACGCGGACAACGCUACAGAGGCUGCAGCUCAUCGUGACAACCGGGAUGGGGAUAAGAGGGAAAAUAAGAAGAAGAAGAAGAAAAAUACCGGACAGAAUACAGGUCGCACAUUUGGAAAGUCUCAAGAUGCAAAAACCUUGUGUCCAAGCAGGACCUUCGCACCAGAAUUCUCUCCAGGAGAGUGCAGGUUUAAUGAUUUUUGUCGCCACGAACAUGACCUGCGCACCUACCUGAAGGAGCACAAGCGGGAGGAUCUGGCGACCUUCAAUGGACUCUGUCCUGUCUGGGAAUCUAGAGGGAAAUGUUAUUCAGGUUGGAAAUGUCGCUUUGUUGGCUCUCACAUGACUGAACGAGAGACCGAUGAUGGGAGGAAAGAACUAGUUUUGAUCGAGGAUGAGGUGCGCAAGAAGAAGACACAGCCGAUUGUUCCUCAUGCAACAGAAGAAGGUAUUACAAAUAUUGCAUCGCUGGCCGAUAAAUUCGCGUUAGCAAGAAAGAGGGCUAUGACACCACUGGCCGAUGCAUAUAACGAUUGGUUAGAAAAAACUUCGAGAGAGCUAGAAAAGAAUAUCCACGGUCGGAACCGACAAGGCCAGGUGGUAGCCGAGGGUAACGGUGAUGUCAAGGAGCAGAGGGAAGAAAACAGGGCCUGUUACACCGAGCCUCCAUUUUUACCAUCAGAGAAACGCCGGCUAUAUUUUGGGCCGGAGACUCCUGCUUUGGCACCCUUGACGACACAAGGCAAUCUCCCUUUUCGGCGGCUGUGCACUGAGUUCGGUGCACAAUUAACCUACUCUGAGAUGGCAGUGAGUAUGCCAUUGAUCCAAGGCGUUAAAUCUGAAUGGGCCUUAAUGAGAGCCCACGAAACAGAAAUGGUUCCCCCAACUGUGUCUUUAAAAGAUAACAUAGUGGAAGGGUAUGAUAACUCUAAAGAUAUCAGAUUUGGCGCUCAGAUUUCGGCGAACAAGACUUGGCAAGCUCUCAAGGCCGCUGAAGUACUAUCCCGUUGUACUCCAAAUCUACGCGUCAUUGAUUUGAAUUGCGGCUGCCCCAUCGACCUUGUAUGCCGCGAUGGAGCUGGGUCUGCUCUUCUGGAACAUCCAUCGAAGUUGGAAAGAAUGGUACGUGGUAUGAAUGCUGUUUCACAAGAGAUCCCCAUUAGUGUCAAGAUCCGUAUGGGAACCAAAGACAGUUCACCGAACGCUACAAAGCUGGUGGAACGUCUAAUCCUCGGUGGAUAUGAAUCAUCCCUCCUCGAUGCUGGUCCCUGUGGCGUAGCAGCCAUCACUCUUCACGGACGGAGCAAGCAACAGAGGUAUACCAGACAAGCAGACUGGGGAUAUAUUUCUGAGUGUGCUGCUCUUAUCAAGCGGUUGAAUGAAACAAAGGAUGAAAUCACAGAUACUGUUCGCGAGCCAGAUGCACGGACACAGCCAAAUGGCGGAAAGGUUUUCUUCCUGGGGAAUGGCGACUGCUUCUCGCAUUCUGACUACGACGAUCACAUUAACAACUCCGGGGUUGAUAGUGUCAUGGUUGGCCGAGGAGCCUUGAUCAAGCCCUGGAUUUUCGAGGAGAUCCAGACUGGCCAAUAUCUCGACAAGUCCGCAUCCGAGCGUCUGUCAUUCGUUGAGAAGUUUGCCAAAUAUGGACUGGAAGCAUGGGGAUCAGAUGAGUAUGGCGUUGGCACGACCAGACGCUUUCUCCUCGAAUGGCUGAGCUUCACAUAUCGGUAUGUACCGAUCGGGCUUCUCGAACAUCUUCCACCAAACAUUCAGGACCGGCCGCCUGUUUGGCGAGGCAGGAACGAUUUAGAGACUCUCAUGGGCAGUCCCAACUACAAGGACUGGAUUAAGAUUACGGAAAUGUUUCUUGGUCCAGCACAUAAAGAUUUCAAAUUCGAGCCGAAGCACAAGUCCAACGCAUAUGAAGAGGCGGAAGGAUGA